AUGAACGUAUCCAUAGCGGCAUCCGCCCGCACGUCUGCGACUUCCCAAACUGUGGAAAGCAAUUCAUCCAGCGAUCCGCCCUCACCGUUCACCAGCGAGUUCACACAGGAGAGAAACCGCACAUGUGCGAACGCUGCGGCAAGGUAUGACUUACCCUUCUGCAGAGGGAGAACGCGAGCUGACUUCUCCCAGCCUUUCAGUGACAGCAGUUCUCUGGCGCGCCACCGCCGAAUUCACUCUGGCAAGCGUCCCUACAAGUGCCCCUACGCCGACUGCCAGAAGACCUUCACCCGUCGCACUACCUUGACGAGACAUCAAAACCACCACACCGGCACUGUUGAGGAGGCUGCUGCCGCGACCGCUGCUGCUCUCGCCGCUCGCGGUGCAACCAUGAAGCCAAACGCGACGCGUUCCGACGGCGAUGCCAUGUCGAACCGUGGCUCCCCGCUGACGACGCCUUCUCCUGGUCAGAGAACCCUCUCCAUGUCUCCCAGUGCAGACAGCAUGCACCGCGCCAACUCGGAGUUCCAAUACAUGGGCAACAGCUCGCUUCCCGUUCACCUUCAGCGAGACAUGCAUGUUGGUAGCCCUGCGUCGACAUCCUCGGGCGGUUAUAACACCGGCAUGAGGCCCACCUCGCACCCUACCAGCUACGGACCGCCCCCGACGCUGGAGCCGAGUGUCGAGCAACAUUCUGGCCCUGGCAGCGCUGGCGGCAGUCCCCACAUGAGCAACGUCGGCUGGCAGUCUCCUUCGCAUGUUGCCUCUCCUUCCCAUAGCAGCAACGGUGGCGGCUACACCUACCCUGACCCCGACGGGUACCCCGCUGCUCCCUCACUGGGUGGCCAAAUGUUUUACGGCAACCCUGGACAGGUUCGUCGUCCCCAGAGCACUGAGCCCCCUGCUGGCGCUUAUGACAUUAAGGGUCGUCAGAGCGAGCUGUGGGCAGGAGCUCACUAG
This is a messenger RNA of Colletotrichum higginsianum IMI 349063, 960 nucleotides long. Its product is annotated as Zinc finger protein. NCBI's taxonomy places the organism in Eukaryota, Fungi, Ascomycota, Sordariomycetes, Glomerellales, Glomerellaceae. Gene Ontology annotation, molecular function: RNA polymerase II cis-regulatory region sequence-specific DNA binding; DNA-binding transcription factor activity, RNA polymerase II-specific. The transcript has 2 exons. Gene Ontology annotation, cellular component: PcG protein complex; transcription regulator complex. The record is from RefSeq and is a predicted model, not a curated record. The coding region runs from base 1 to 960 and encodes 319 amino acids. Gene Ontology annotation, biological process: regulation of transcription by RNA polymerase II.